Messenger RNA from Limanda limanda (common dab), 1016 nucleotides. Its product is annotated as T-cell immunoglobulin and mucin domain-containing protein 4-like. The record is from RefSeq and is a predicted model, not a curated record. The transcript is spliced from 7 exons. NCBI's taxonomy places the organism in Eukaryota, Metazoa, Chordata, Actinopteri, Pleuronectiformes, Pleuronectidae. Bases 19 to 780 code for a protein of 253 amino acids.
CGAUGCCACUUUGUCACCAUGAAGCUGCUGCUGCUGCUCGCUCUGCUCUCAGGUGGUGAAGGUGUCAGCGGUAGCAGCGUUGCCGGCCGAGUCGGUGGCAACGUCACUCUGUCGUGUGGCUACAACAUGAGAAAACACAAGCCGCUGUCAGUUUGCUGGAAUCGAGGAGACAUACCAUAUUCUCAAUGCAACAAUGAGCUCAUCGCCACAGACGGGCUCAGCGUGAGAGAGGACAGCAGAAGGUCCAGCAGGUAUCAGCUGCUGGGACAACUGGACCGGGGGGACGUGUCCCUGACCAUCCUGAACGUCACCGAGUCGGACGCUGGACGAUACGGCUGCAGAGUGCACAUCCCCGGCAUGUUCAAUGAUGAAAAACAUCACUUUGACUUGACUGUUGACUCAGAUCCACAGACGACCACAUCAGUGACCUCAGAGACGUCCACACUGCAGACAACCGACACACACACUGCAGGUCACAUGAACGCCACAGAAACCAUCCUGACUUCCUCCUUUAGCAGCGUCAUCAGACAGCAGGAGAGCAGCAGUGUGACCGUGGCUCUGGUGUGUGUCAUGUUCGGGUUGAUAGUGUUGGUCACAGCGGGCGGAGUCGUCGUCCUCGUGAGAAAAUGGAUGCGCCUUCACAAAGUCCGUCAGCAGCAGCUCAACAGUUCCAUCCAGUUCAGUUCCACGCUGCAGCUCCAAAGUCGGGAUUCUGCAGUGGAGAACAUUUAUCAGAUUGAAGAAGGCGUCGCCAGAGGUGUGUACGAGUACUGCCCCUGAAGCGUGUGGCUCCGCCCACUGCCCUGCCUGGGGUCAGGUCCGUCCCUCACAGCAUCAGAGACAGUGUGGACAUGGACAUUCCAGGCCUCUGAGGUCACACUGCUGGACAUUUAGGAGAAGAAUAGUAACAACCAUCGAGGCUCAUGGGUAAUGAGCGCCAGUUGUUGUCAGAGAGACGACAUGUCACAACAGGUUUUCAUGUAUUUAUCAGAUUAAUAAUAAACAUGUGUUUAUCA